CAGAGUCAUUAGUUCAGAGACGUCAGUUGAGGGCGUGAGAGCGAGAGACAGAGACGCAGAGACACGAUGGUUGAAUUCAGACGGAUUAAUACGACUUUAGUGGUGAUACUGCUGCUUCAGUUUACAGCAGUGACUGGACAGAAUUCCUCCCUCACUGUCAGAGCUGGACAUAGUGUCACUUUGCCUUGUGAACAUGUGAUAAAACAUCAGCACAAAUGUGACAGUACAACCUGGCUCCACAGUCAGUAUGAACGGGCAACAGUAAUAGAGCUGAUUAAUCUUGGACAGAUAGGUAGAAAUGGGAUUCCCAAAGCUAAAUCAGACAGACUGAGUGUUACAGAAAACUGUUCUCUGUUUAUAAAAAAUGUCACACCUGAGGAUGCUGGUCGUUACUCCUGCAGACAGUACAACAGAUCAGGACAAAAACAACAAGGUGCAGACUUUGUGGUUCUUCUGUCUGUUAUUAACAUGACUCAAGAUAAACAAAAUGAUAUGAUCACCUUGUUCUGCGCUGUGUCGACAUAUGGAGAGUGUAAACACACAGUGAAAUGGGUGUACGAGGGUAAUCAGAGUGACGUGGAGAUAACACCAACUGCCUGUUCAUCCAGGGUGAGAUUUGCUUCUCAUCUUGAUCAAAACUUGCUGAAGUGUAACGUGACAGAUCCUAGAACUGGAGAAACUCUGCUGUGUGAUGCUGGCCCAAAGUCCUCGUGUCAGCAAACGGGAAGCACAUCAAGAGGGAUAAACGUUUCAAAAGGACCAGUUGAGAUGUGGUGGUGGUACAUCGUUGCGGCUGUGGGUUUAGCAGCGCUCUUAAUAGUCAUUGUGGCGGUCAUCAGAUGGAAGAAAACUAAAGGGGACCGACCACGUAUGGAUGACAGGAUCGAACAGGGCCAUAACCCCGCAGUGACUCAGCCAGGUCCAGAAAACACGGCGGAUCGUGAAGAGGAUGUUUCCUACGCCUCCGUCAGCUACAGCAAGAACACCAGCAGCAAGAACACCAGCAGCAAGAACACCAGCAGCAAAGCCCAGGGUCAGAGUAAGGAAGAUGAUGAAGAAGAUGAUUUAGUGACCUACAGCACGGUGAAAGCUCCUUCUUCUUCUUCUUCUGCUGGAGCCUCCGCUGAUCCCAGUAGCCUCUACGCUACCGUCAACAAACCAACAAAAGAAGCGGUGACAGUUACAGCUCAUGUCGAAACAUUGAUUUCACAAUGAAAACCAAGUAUUUUUUAUUCUGUGAGGCCCUUUAACUAGAAAUCCACUCACUGUGUUACUGAUAUUCAUUGAUACCUUUGAGCAAAAUUGUCUCCGCAGUUAAAAUCCUGCAGAAUAUUGAAUAUCUAUUUGUAUAAAUGUACAUAAUCCCAAUGCUCUUGCCAGAUUAAAGACAAUGUUAUUGAUAUAUGAAGGAAGCUCAUCUGCAUACUGUAUGGUUGUUAUUGUUAGUGUGUAAAUAUGAAAGUAGCUUUUUUGGGUUAUUAAAUUAACAUAUAAUCACUUUAUCUUUGUGUUACAUCUAUUUGUAUGAACAUCUUCAGGAUGUAUUGCUGUAAGAAGCCUUUCUGCCCAGGAGGGGGUGCUGUUUCAGAGUGUAGAAAGUAGAUGUGGAGUCAGCUAUGUGUUGUUUUCUGAUAGAGAGGUGAAGACCCUCCCUUUCCAGGGGACCUCCAUGGGACCUUAUUUCCGAAAAGUUAUGCAUUGAAGUCAAUGGAGAGAGAAAGAUUAUCUUUCGAUCCCGUUUGAAUUGU
This is a messenger RNA of Trematomus bernacchii (emerald rockcod), 1748 nucleotides long. RefSeq lists its product as uncharacterized. The transcript is spliced from 9 exons. The record is from RefSeq and is a predicted model, not a curated record. Gene Ontology annotation, biological process: T cell activation; interleukin-15-mediated signaling pathway; positive regulation of ERK1 and ERK2 cascade. The coding region runs from base 67 to 1215 and encodes 382 amino acids. NCBI's taxonomy places the organism in Eukaryota, Metazoa, Chordata, Actinopteri, Perciformes, Nototheniidae. Gene Ontology annotation, molecular function: MHC class II protein binding; protein tyrosine kinase binding. Gene Ontology annotation, cellular component: external side of plasma membrane; membrane raft.